Spirometra erinaceieuropaei is the source of this 911-nucleotide messenger RNA. The record is from the annotation of a GenBank genome assembly. Lineage: Eukaryota; Metazoa; Platyhelminthes; Cestoda; Diphyllobothriidea; Diphyllobothriidae.
GUCUUUCGGUAGGCAGCACUUGAGUUGAAAUUUCGUCCGAAUGCAGUCCGCGACAUUCCGAGGAUGUUUUGUCAUAUUUUAGUUUAGUAUUGUUUUCAGUUUUUUUCGGAGCCGUCUGUUUGCUUAACUUUGUCGGUGCCUUUGAGUGCCAGUAACACACACUUGGUUUAGUAUUUCACCAAAUCUGCUCAGUGAAGUUUCUGAACAGUUGACCCUGGGCCAUUCCUGCUCUCACCGCCACUUUUGGUCAUUAAUUAUCUUUCAUCAAGCAGGAACGAGCUCCACUCAUUAUGAUGUACUUUGCCUUUUUUAUACCCCUUUUAUUUAAACCUGUUGUCCAGUAAGUCACCAAAGCACACUUGUUUUGACCUGCUAUAAGCAAAAACGUAGUGUUUUCUCUCCAUAAAGCCAUUGCCAGGAUCAUCCAUCCUAACCAAAAUUGCAGUUCCCCUAUCUUCCCAUGAACAUGAGUUGUGGAUUUGUACCAUUGUCUUUUCUAUCAACGAAAGUAUGGUGGAACAUUAUAUUUUCGCUCCACUUAGGUGGUCACGCUUUGGUACCGAGCCCCGGAAAUUCUCCUGGGCGCACAACGCUACUCCUGCGCAGUCGACGUCUGGUCGAUGGGCUGUAUCUUUGCCGAGGUGGCGACCAAAGAGGCCCUUUUCCGCGGCGACUCAGAAAUCGAUCAGAUCUUCCGCAUCUUCCGUGCUCUCGGCACGCCCUCGGAGGAGGUGUGGUCCGGUGUUACGAGUCUACCAGAAUUUCAAAAGAAGACUUUCCCAUCUUGGCGGGACUCGAAGUUGACUGAAAAUGAGAAAAUGCAAAAGACCAUGGGCAGCGCUGGACUGGAACUUCUCAAAGUAGGCACUUUUGAUCUGAACCAUUUUUUGUUGAUGCCGACUUCUGUAUAA